This is a messenger RNA of Lytechinus variegatus (green sea urchin), 1270 nucleotides long. It is a transcript of the gene dynlt1, whose product is annotated as dynein light chain Tctex-type 1. Gene Ontology annotation, molecular function: dynein intermediate chain binding. Lineage: Eukaryota; Metazoa; Echinodermata; Echinoidea; Temnopleuroida; Toxopneustidae. Gene Ontology annotation, biological process: microtubule-based movement. Gene Ontology annotation, cellular component: cytoplasm; cytoplasmic dynein complex. The record is from RefSeq and is a predicted model, not a curated record. Bases 99 to 440 code for a protein of 113 amino acids. The transcript has 3 exons.
AACGAAAGGUCACCGGGGUCAACUUGUAAAUAGAAAACUGUGCGAGAACCUAUCCCAACUCUUGAAAUUUACGUGUUUGAAGAAUAAAUUUCAUCAAUAUGGAUGAUUUUCAAACUGCCGAAGAGACUACAUUUGUUGUGGAUGAAGUGAGUAACAUUAUCAAGGAAGCCGUAGAAGGGACCAUCGGAGGCAGUGCUUACCAACACAACAAGGUCAACCAGUGGACGUCGAAUGUAGUCGAGCAGUGUCUAAAUCAACUCACCAAACUAGGAAAGCCUUUCAAAUAUAUUGUCACAUGUGUGAUCAUGCAGAAGAACGGUGCAGGCCUACACACAGCCAGUUCAUGUUUCUGGGAUAACUCCACCGACGGGAGCUGUACUGUAAGAUGGGAGAACAAGACCAUGUAUUGCAUUGUGAGUGUCUUUGGAUUGGCCAUCUAAACCAUCGGAAACCCGUCAUCAGAGAAUGCUCUAUGACCGGUGCAAAGGAUUUGACCAAUGGACAAUUGAGUGCUUUAAACACAGCGAUGAUUCCACUUCCUAAUGUUAUCUUGAGUUAAUAUGUGUUUACAUUUCCAUUACUUUUAUGUAACAUCUCUUCAUUUCCACCUUGUAUCCUUAAAUAGAGAGAUAUAAAUACUCCACAAUCAUAUUAAAUAUUUAUUGUUUUGCAGUAUUUAAUAUGUGAAGGUUUGUUUAUUUGACUUUUUUUCAGAGUAUGCUUGAAAAGUAUCAAAAGCAUUCCACGUACAUGUAUAUCAUACCCUGUUUCGCAUAGAUUGCUUUGAACAAGUUGUAACUUAUUGACAGUUGCCAUAGCAACAGACAUUACCGGCCAAUUAGAUGUAGAGCCAGAUUGUCCAAGGUAGUAUAUCAUUGAUAUAGAAUUUGUCAUUGAUGGCAACUUGUGUGAAACAGUGCCGAGACAUCGAGGGUCUGUUCACCAAUUUUUUAACACAACUUACAGUAUAAAAUAUGGUAAAAAAAGAAUACCCAAGGUUCUUAACAGUAUUUUUUUUUUAAUGUGACAGGGUUCAGGGGUGCUUUUCAUGAAGUACAUGUACGCUGUCAGUGAUUUCCACUAAAAAGUUUUUUUGUAAGCUAUAAAAUUCUUACCUCUAACUGACUGAGAAUGAAUUGUCGAUGAAAUCACCAGCAACAUUUGUUUUUAAUGCUCAUGAGAUGUCCAUCAACAGUGGUUUGUUUUGAUUGACUUUCUUAACUUGUAUAUGGAGUACCCAUGAGAUUGAAAGGAACAUGGAAAGAUCGUU